AUGCGGAAGUGCAAGGUUUUUGUAGGGAAUUCACACCCCGAACUUGGGAAUUUGGUGUGCCAAAGACUGGGUAUUGAGCCUGCACCGUGCACACUGAAAAAAUUCGCUAAUGGCGAAACUUCAGUGCAAAUAGGGGUCUCCGUGCGUGAUGAAGAUGUGUAUGUGAUCCAAUCGGGAUCUCCAGCGAUCAAUGACCAUAUAAUGGAACUUUUGAUUUUGGUUUCCGCUUGCAGGGGUGGAUCUGCCAAAAAAAUCACAGCUGUGGUUCCACAAUUCCCAUAUUCGAAGCAGUGCAAAAUGAAGAAACACAGAGGGGCUAUCACGGCUAGAAUGCUUGCAAACCUGCUCAUUAUGGCUGGUGCAGACCAUGUCGUGUCCAUGGACCUUCACGCUUCUCAAAUGCAAGGUUUUUUCAGCAAACCAGUAGACAACCUAUAUGGAGGUCCCAGUUUGGCCAAAUGGAUUAGAGAAAAUGUCCAUGAGUUUACCGAUGCCGUUGUGGUGUCCAAAAAUCCAGGUGGUACCAAGAGAGUGACAGCAUUGGCAGAUUCGUUGAAGAUAAAUUUCGCCAUGAUACACACUGAUCGUCGUCGUUCUAAAGAUCUGUAUUCUCAAAACAGAAACAAAACCCAGCUGAUGCAAAGAAAGCAAUCCAUGCUCAGGAAAAACAAGCCGAUUGUUAUGCCAGGAGAGGCCCCAGGUGAGGAGGAAAAUAUCAUACUCACUAAUGGUAUUCAAACAGCAAGAGUUGUUAAGGGCCACGUUGUCGAUGACGACGAUUACGCGGACGACGCGUGUAUUUCAGAAUCAGAGAACGACUCAGAUGCGUUAUCGUCAACCAGCGAUUCUUAUGCGCUUGGUUCGUAUGAUGCUGUUGACUCCGAAGAUGAGGAAGGCCCUGAUUUUGUGGAUCAGGAAAAAUUGAUCACUUUAGUCGGAAACGUGAAUGAGCGUUCUGCAAUCAUUCUAGAUGACAUGAUAGACAGACCUGGAUCCUUCAUCAGUGCCGCAGAACAUAUGGUGAAAAAUUGUGGUGCCAAGAGGGUUUACGUGAUAGCCACUCAUGGUGUUUUCACCGGUGACUGCCUGGAACAGUUGGAAAACUCCACAUCAAUUCAUCAGAUAGUCGUUACCAACACAUACCCGAUUUCUCAGCAAAAGUUGGCAAGCUCGAAAAAAUUGGUGGUUAUUGAUGUGUCUUCGAUUUUCGCCGAAUGCAUUCGCCGUGAUCACUACGGAGAGAGUAUUUCUGUAUUGUUCGACUCUCUGGCUUCAUUGUGA
Messenger RNA from Lachancea lanzarotensis, 1281 nucleotides. It is a transcript of the gene PRS1, whose product is annotated as LALA0S03e06678g1_1. NCBI's taxonomy places the organism in Eukaryota, Fungi, Ascomycota, Saccharomycetes, Saccharomycetales, Saccharomycetaceae. Gene Ontology annotation, molecular function: ribose phosphate diphosphokinase activity; magnesium ion binding. Bases 1 to 1281 code for a protein of 426 amino acids. Gene Ontology annotation, cellular component: cytoplasm; ribose phosphate diphosphokinase complex. Gene Ontology annotation, biological process: 5-phosphoribose 1-diphosphate biosynthetic process; ribonucleoside monophosphate biosynthetic process; purine nucleotide biosynthetic process. The transcript has a single exon. The record is from RefSeq and is a predicted model, not a curated record.